Molecule: messenger RNA, 1098 nt
Organism: Malurus melanocephalus (red-backed fairy wren)
Lineage: Eukaryota; Metazoa; Chordata; Aves; Passeriformes; Maluridae
Product: calpain-1 catalytic subunit-like
Exons: 11
Biological process (GO): proteolysis
Cellular component (GO): cytoplasm
Molecular function (GO): calcium-dependent cysteine-type endopeptidase activity; calcium ion binding
Source: RefSeq, a predicted model, not a curated record
CGCCACGACAACGCCGUGCGCUACCUGGGCCAGGAUUUCGGGCUCUUGGCCASCGAGUGCCGCCGCUCCGGGUCCCUUUUCCGGGACCCCGCCUUCCCCCCGGUCGCUGCCUCGCUGGGAUUCCGUGAACUCGGGCCUGGCUCGUCUAAAACCCGCGGCGUGGAGUGGAAGAGACCCACGGAGCUGUGCCGGCGCCCGCAGUUCAUCGUGGACGGAGCCACCCGCACCGACAUCUGCCAGGGAGCGCUGGGUCAGGAUUUUUUGGGACUCGGCUGCUCCAUCGAUAUAACCAGCGCCUUCGACAUGGAGGCCGUGACCUUCAAGAAGUUGGUGAAGGGCCACGCCUACUCGGUGACAGGCGCCAAGCAGAUCCCGUACCGCGGGCAGGCCCUGGAGCUGAUCCGGAUGCGCAACCCCUGGGGAGAGGUGGAGUGGACGGGCGCCUGGAGCGACGGCUCGGCCGAGUGGCACGCGGUGGAGCCAUCSCUGCGCCAGCAGCUCAUGGUCAGGAUGGAGGACGGCGAGUUCUGGAUGUCCUUCCGCGAUUUCCUGCGCGAAUUCACCCGCCUGGAGAUCUGCAACCUGACCCCGGACGCGCUGCAGUCSCGCAAGUUCCGCAAGUGGAACACGCGGCUCUACGACGGGACCUGGCGGCGCGGCAGCACGGCCGGCGGCUGCAGGAACUACCCCGCCACCUUCUGGAUCAACCCCCAGUUCAAGAUCCAGCUGGAGGAGGUGGACGAUGAGAGGGACGAGGACGGAGGGCGCGAGCCCGGCUGCAGCUUCCUGCUGGCGCUGAUGCAGAAGCACCGGCGCCGCGAGCGCCGCUACGGAAAGGACAUGGAGACCAACCGGGGCCACCCCCCUGUGUCCCCUCCCACCCAGGACAUGGAGAUCAGCGUCACCGAGCUCCAGACCAUCCUCAACCGCAUCAUCGGCAAACACAAAGAUCUGCGGACCAAGGGCUUCAGCACCGAGUCCUGCCGGAGCAUGGUCAACCUCAUGGACAAAGACGGGAACGGGAAAUUGGGACUGGUGGAGUUCAACGUCCUCUGGAACCGGAUCCGCAAUUACCUGGUGGGUCUGGGGGGGAUUGGG